This is a messenger RNA of Paramecium tetraurelia, 1449 nucleotides long. RefSeq lists its product as uncharacterized. Gene Ontology annotation, cellular component: cytoplasm; nucleus. The transcript has 7 exons. Lineage: Eukaryota; Ciliophora; Oligohymenophorea; Peniculida; Parameciidae. Gene Ontology annotation, molecular function: calcium/calmodulin-dependent protein kinase activity; calcium ion binding; calcium-dependent protein serine/threonine kinase activity. The record is from RefSeq and is a predicted model, not a curated record. Gene Ontology annotation, biological process: peptidyl-serine phosphorylation; protein autophosphorylation; intracellular signal transduction.
AUGGGUUGCGCAUCAUCUGAUUCAGCUUCUGCAAAUAAUCCUAGAAAAUUAGAACAACAAAAAGAGUUUACAGGAGAAAAGAUAUCAUCAGAGAUCUUUGUCGACUUGAAGGAUGGCAACAUCUACGAAGAGUACGAGGUCAGGUCAACUUUGGGAGAAGGGGCAUUCGGCUGUGUUAAAUUAGUAGCUCAUCGCAAAACCAAGAUGCCAUACGCUAUGAAACAAAUCAAGAAAUAAGGAUUAAUUAAGGAGGACCAAAAGAUCUUAUUUAGUGAGAUGGACAUUUUGAGGUUAAUUGACCAUCCCAAUAUUGUUAAGUUACAUAAACUAUAUUAAGACAAUAUCCAUUAUUAUAUGAUCACUGAACUUUGCUAGGGUGGAGAACUAUUUGAUAAACUUGCUUCAGAAAAGAACUUUACUGAAAAGAAGGCAGCUGAAAUUAUGAAAUAGGUAUUAUCGGCUGUGACGUAUUGUCAUGAAAGGAAAAUCAUUCAUAGAGAUCUCAAAUUAGAGAACAUUUUACUUGAAACCAAAAGUGCCAAUUCAAACAUCAAAGUAAUAGAUUUUGGUACUUCUCGUAAAGUGCAAGAAGACGAAAAAUUAAAAUUAAAAAUUGGGACUUUGUAUUACAUGGCACCUGAGGUUUUCCAAGGUUAAUAUGAUCUCAAAGUGGAUGUCUGGAGUGUUGGGGUCAUUCUCUAUAUCCUCUUAUGUGGUUAUCCUCCCUUCAAUGGUGACGAUACAACAAUCAAGAAGAAAAUUCAAAAAGGCACUUUCGAAUUCAACGAUACUGAAUGGAGAUCUAUUUCCCAAGAAGCAAAAGACUUGAUUACUAAAAUGUUAAAAUUUGACCCCUAACAAAGAAUCACAGCUCAAUAGGCUUUGUCAGAUCCAUGGAUUCAAUCCAAAGCUCCCAAUAAUCCAGUACAACCUAAUGCACUAAAUAAUCUAAAGAAUUUCUAUAGUACAUCUAAAUUAAAAAAUGCUAUAUAAUUAUUCAUUGUCACUCAAGUUACAACCUAUCAAGAGAAGGAAGAAUAGCUCAAAUAAUUUAAAGCUAUGGAUACUGAUGGAAAUGGAACUAUCAGUCCUGAUGAAUUAAAGAAACAUUAUUCUAAACAUUAUGGGUAAGAUUAGGCUGAGAAAUUAGUUUAAGAAAUUAUGAAAUAGGUUGAUAUUAAUUAAUCAGGAUAAAUCGAUUUCAAUGAAUUUUUGGUGGCUGCAGUAAAUAAAGAAAAAAUACUUUCCCAAGAGAAAUUGAAGUAAGUGUUCCAGAUGUUUGAUAAAAACGGGGAUGGAAAAAUUCAAAGAGCUGAACUUUAAUAUAUUAUGUCAGGUAUAAAGAUUGAUGAUGGCUAAUGGAAGAAUAUUUUAGAAGAAUGUGAUAAGGACAAUGAUGGGGAGAUUUCUUUGGAUGAAUUAAUAACUCUGAUGCAAAAAUUAAAGUGA